AUGACUGCCAUCGUGAUGCCGAAUCGCGAGAAAUUGGAGAGGCCAUGCUCGGCAUCAGAGGCUAGCUUCGAGGCUGUAGCGGUGGCGGCAGAGGCCUUGUCGCCCAGGGUAGAGGAGGCACGGUCACUGGCCGACGAAAUAGAUGCCGCAACCGAAGAGGCUGCUGUCGAGGCUGUAUCAGAAGCGACGGAGGCGGCGGAGGAAACUGAUCCCGAGACGGAGGAGGCGCCUUCUGAGGCCCGGUCAGCGGCGGCUGAUGCUGCUGAGGAGACUGUGCCGGAGAUGGAGGAGGCAGCAUUUGAGGCUGUGUCAGAGGCGGCGGAGGCAGCAGAUGGAGCGGAUUUCGAUGCCGAUGAGGCUACUGUUGCAGCUGAGCCAGAUAUGGAGGAGGCGGCGGAGGAGAUGGCGGAGGAUGCUGACGAGGACUUGGCCAUGGCGAGUGCUGGUGAUGUGUCUAAUUUGAGAGGUGAGAGGGACUGUUCACCUGUCUGGUAUUUUGUUGUGAAAAAGCGAAGCAGGCAGGAGGUGAAGGAUCAGGAAGACCUCCGGGUAACGGUGAAGUAA
Endocarpon pusillum Z07020 is the source of this 564-nucleotide messenger RNA. RefSeq lists its product as uncharacterized. The record is from RefSeq and is a predicted model, not a curated record. The transcript has a single exon. The coding region runs from base 1 to 564 and encodes 187 amino acids. NCBI's taxonomy places the organism in Eukaryota, Fungi, Ascomycota, Eurotiomycetes, Verrucariales, Verrucariaceae.